Fonticula alba is the source of this 936-nucleotide messenger RNA. RefSeq names its product AGC/PKA protein kinase. The coding region runs from base 1 to 936 and encodes 311 amino acids. The record is from RefSeq and is a predicted model, not a curated record. NCBI's taxonomy places the organism in Eukaryota, Rotosphaerida, Fonticulaceae. Gene Ontology annotation, molecular function: ATP binding; cAMP-dependent protein kinase activity. The transcript is spliced from 6 exons. Gene Ontology annotation, cellular component: cAMP-dependent protein kinase complex. Gene Ontology annotation, biological process: signal transduction; peptidyl-serine phosphorylation.
AUGGGCAAUGAAUCUUCCAAGAUCCCGGCAGAUCUCUCGAUCAAUGGCGAGCGCGUGUCCGAUACGACCCCCGAACGCCAGCUCUUUCUCGUCCGCUCCGCCCUCCAGGGAAAAUGUUCCAUCGGCAACUUCCACAUCGUGCGCACCCUGGGAACCGGCUCCUUCGGCCGUGUCCUCCUGGCCUACCAUACCGUGGUCAAGAAAUACUUCGCCGUCAAGGUCCUGGCCAAAGACCGCGUCAUCAAGAUGAAGCAGGUCGAACACACCAAGUACGAGCGGCGCAUCCUGUCCGAGGUCAACUGCCCGUUCAUCGUCAAUCUCCUGGCCACCUCGCAGGACGCCAAGAACCUUUACCUCACCAUGGAGUAUGUGCCCGGUGGCGAGAUGUUCUACCACCUCCGCCAGGCUGGCCGGUGCAUUACCGACUUCGGCUUCGCCAAGAAGCUCGACGGGCGCACCUGGACCGUGUGCGGCACCCCGGAGUACCUGGCCCCGGAGAUCAUUCUCAGCAAGGGCUACGGCAAGGCCGUCGAUUGGUGGGCCCUUGGCGUGCUGAUUUACGAGAUGCUGGUCGGCUAUCCGCCCUUCUAUGAUGACGAUCCGUUCGAGAUCUACGAGAAGAUUGUGGCCGCGCGCGUGCGCUUCCCCUCGGUCGUGUCGCAAAAUGCCCGGGACCUGAUUCACCGGCUCCUGCAGCCGGACUUGUCCAAACGCUUCGGCAACCUGAAGAACGGAGCCAUGGACAUCAAGAACCACCGCUGGUUCAUGGGCGUCGACUGGCAAGCUGUCGAGAAGCUCGAGGUUCCGCCUCCCUUCAAGCCCGUCCUCCGGGGCGAGGGCGAUACUUCGAACUUCCAACAGUACGACGAGGACGAGCAUCUCCUGCCCAGCGCCGAUCAUCACGAUGAGUUCGCCGACAGUUUCCUGGACUGGUGA